Messenger RNA from Arctia plantaginis, 2580 nucleotides. The record is from the annotation of a GenBank genome assembly. Lineage: Eukaryota; Metazoa; Arthropoda; Insecta; Lepidoptera; Erebidae.
AUGGUGAAUUUCACCGUAGACGAGAUCCGUGGCAUGAUGGACAAGAAGAGGAAUAUCCGGAACAUGUCCGUCAUCGCCCACGUCGAUCACGGCAAGUCCACACUGACAGACUCGCUGGUCUCCAAAGCCGGUAUCAUUGCCGGCGCCCGUGCUGGUGAAACUCGUUUCACGGACACGCGCAAGGACGAGCAAGACAGAUGCAUCACCAUCAAGUCGACCGCUAUUUCUAUGUACUUCGAGCUCGAGGAGAAAGACUUGGUGUUCAUUACCAACCCUGACCAGCGGGAGAAGAGUGAGAAGGGUUUCUUGAUUAACUUGAUUGACUCACCUGGGCACGUUGACUUCUCCUCUGAGGUGACAGCUGCUCUGCGUGUUACUGAUGGUGCUCUUGUUGUUGUGGACUGCGUAUCCGGUGUGUGCGUACAAACCGAGACUGUACUCCGUCAGGCGAUAGCUGAGCGUAUCAAGCCCAUCCUGUUCAUGAACAAGAUGGACCGUGCUCUGCUUGAACUUCAACUGGAGGCUGAGGAACUUUACCAGACCUUCCAGCGUAUCGUUGAAAACGUCAACGUUAUCAUCGCCACCUACAAUGAUGACGGAGGCCCUAUGGGUGAGGUGCGUGUCGACCCCAGCAAGGGUUCCGUGGGCUUCGGUUCUGGUCUCCACGGUUGGGCCUUCACCCUCAAGCAGUUCGCCGAGAUGUACGCCGACAAGUUCAAGAUUGACCUCGUCAAGCUUAUGAACAGGCUUUGGGGAGAAAACUUCUUCAAUGCCAAGACAAAGAAAUGGGCCAAGCAAAAGGAUGGCGAGAACAAGCGUUCCUUCUGUAUGUAUGUGCUCGACCCCAUCUACAAGGUGUUCGACGCCAUUAUGAACUUCAAGAAGGAAGAGAUCGACGGUCUCCUCCAGAAGAUUGGAGUUACCAUCAAGCACGAAGAUGCUGACAAGGACGGCAAAGCCCUUCUCAAGGUGGUGAUGCGCAGCUGGUUGCCCGCCGGAGAAGCUUUACUUCAGAUGAUUGCUAUCCACCUGCCUUCCCCUGUGGUAGCCCAGAAAUAUCGUAUGGAGAUGUUGUACGAAGGCCCCCAUGACGACGAGGCCGCUAUUGGUAUCAAGACAUGUGACCCCGAAGCUCCCUUGAUGAUGUACGUGAGCAAGAUGGUACCGACUUCUGACAAGGGUCGUUUCUACGCCUUCGGACGUGUGUUCUCCGGCAAGGUCAUCACUGGACAGAAGGCCCGUAUCAUGGGCCCCAACUUCCAACCUGGCAAGAAAGAGGAUCUGUAUGAGAAGACCAUCCAGCGUACUAUCCUCAUGAUGGGUCGUUAUGUUGAGGCCAUUGAGGAUGUUCCCUCAGGAAACAUUUGCGGUCUGGUAGGAGUUGACCAGUUCCUUGUCAAGACUGGAACAAUCACCACUUUCAAGAAUGCACACAACAUGAAGGUCAUGAAAUUCAGUGUGUCCCCUGUCGUGCGUGUGGCUGUUGAGCCCAAGAAUCCCGCUGACUUGCCCAAGCUGGUUGAAGGUUUGAAACGUCUGGCCAAGUCUGACCCUAUGGUACAGUGUAUCAACGAGGAGUCUGGUGAACACAUUGUCGCCGGUGCCGGAGAGCUUCAUCUUGAGAUUUGUUUGAAGGAUCUCGAGGAAGACCACGCUUGCAUUCCAAUCAAGAAGUCUGACCCUGUGGUGUCAUACCGUGAAACAGUCAGCGAGGAGUCUGACACACUGUGUCUCUCCAAGUCACCCAACAAGCACAACCGUUUGUUCAUGAAGGCGCAACCUAUGCCUGACGGUCUGCCCGAGGACAUUGACGAUGGCAAAGUAAACCCCCGCGAUGACUUCAAGACCCGUGCUCGUUAUCUGUCUGACAAGUACGAGUACGACCUAACCGAGGCGCGUAAAAUCUGGUGCUUCGGCCCUGAAGGUACCGGCCCCAACAUCUUGGUGGACUGCUCCAAGGGAGUUCAGUACCUCAACGAAAUCAAGGACUCUGUGGUCGCUGGAUUCCAGUGGGCCGCUAAGGAGGGAGUCAUGGCUGAGGAGAACUUGAGAGGUGUACGAUUCAACAUCUAUGACGUCACGCUACAUACUGAUGCUAUCCACAGGGGUGGCGGUCAAAUCAUUCCAACGACGAGAAGAUGUCUGUAUGCUUGUCUGCUCACGGCGCAACCCAGACUCAUGGAGCCCGUAUACUUGUGCGAAAUUCAGUGCCCGGAGGUGGCUGUGGGUGGUAUCUACGGAGUGCUGAACAGGCGUCGUGGUCACGUAUUCGAGGAGUCCCAGGUUGCUGGUACCCCCAUGUUCGUGGUUAAGGCUUACUUGCCAGUAAACGAAUCGUUCGGCUUCACCGCCGACCUUCGGUCCAACACUGGCGGACAGGCCUUCCCGCAGUGCGUGUUCGACCACUGGCAGAUCUUGCCCGGUGACCCAUGCGAAUCUGGAUCCAAGCCUUACGCAGUCGUUCAGGAGACAAGGAAAAGGAAAGGUCUUAAGGAAGAUGCAUUCCAGUCGCAGCUAUAUACUAGGUUAGUUGUUCACGUAUGUGCUGUCCGACAAUUCGACAAACUUAAAGCAAUAUAG